Molecule: messenger RNA, 1068 nt
Organism: Parastagonospora nodorum SN15
Lineage: Eukaryota; Fungi; Ascomycota; Dothideomycetes; Pleosporales; Phaeosphaeriaceae
Exons: 1
Coding region: 1-1068 (355 amino acids)
Biological process (GO): poly(A)+ mRNA export from nucleus
Cellular component (GO): nucleus
Molecular function (GO): RNA binding; protein binding
Source: RefSeq, a predicted model, not a curated record
AUGUCUACACCUCGAGGACGCGGGCGUGGCCGAGGCCGGGGUCGGGGCGGCGGAAACUUCUUCCAGCAGCAACAGUCAGACGGCGAUUUGGCCAUGGGCGACUCGCGCGAGUUUCAACCGCGUGGCCGCGGCCGGGGAGGCAACCACUUCCAGAACAACCAGCAACAUUACAACAACUACAACAACAACAACAACAACCAUUACCAUGACGGUGACGAGGGCAACUUCAACUCACGUGGUCGAGGCCGAGGUCGAGGACGAGGACGCGGCCAACCAUUCCAGCAAAACCAGCACCAUUCGCAACAGCAGCAUCAACCCGGAUAUGACGAGCGCGACAAAAACCGUUCAGAAACCGUCGCCCUGCUCGAAGGCUUCCUUGGGCGCCGGUACAAUCCGGACACCAAACUGCUGGACCUCUCGAGCAUCGCUUCCGACGAAGAAGUCCUCAAGUCCGGCAUGUUCAACAGCGAAACGACGCAGAAGAAAUUCUUCCCCGCGCUCAUGGUCGUCUGCGACACGAUGCUGCCGUCGCGCGAGCAGAAGAUCCAAGCCAUCGAGAGCGUCUCGCUGGCGAACAACAACGUGCCCAAUCUCAACGUCAUCUACGAACUCGUCAAGUCGCUCAAUCACAUCAAGAACCUGGACCUCUCGGGAAACGCAUUUGCCAACUUGGCGCCCCUCAAGCCCUGGAAGAAUCGCUUCAAGAGUCUGGAGCAUCUUAUUGUGGACCCCCUGCCCGAUAUGAACUGGGAGGAGGAGCUUACGGAUUGGUUCCCCAGGCUCAAGAUCCUCAAUGGGAAGCAGGUAAGGCCUGAUUCUGGUGUGCCGCAACAACAACAGGUACAGCCGCCGGUUGCUGCGGCGGCGGCGGCUCCGGCGUUCUGUGCUGCGCCUGCGCCGAUUAGCCCCGAGCAGGAGCAAAUGAUUCUUUACGUCCAGCAAGCCACAAAUCUCACGCGCGAUUAUGCGGUCCAGUGUCUCGAGGCGGGCAAUUGGGAUCUCCAGCAGGCAAGCGAUUUGUUCACGCAGAGCAGGGCGACGCUGCCGCCAAGUGCGUUUGUUGCUUAG